Messenger RNA from Malania oleifera, 682 nucleotides. Its product is annotated as small ribosomal subunit protein uS14z/uS14y/uS14x-like. Gene Ontology annotation, cellular component: cytosolic small ribosomal subunit; ribosome. Gene Ontology annotation, molecular function: zinc ion binding; structural constituent of ribosome. Gene Ontology annotation, biological process: translation. Lineage: Eukaryota; Viridiplantae; Streptophyta; Magnoliopsida; Santalales; Ximeniaceae. The coding region runs from base 260 to 430 and encodes 56 amino acids. The transcript has 3 exons. The record is from RefSeq and is a predicted model, not a curated record.
GGGGCGUGGGGUGGAGAAAACCAUUAAAACGACAGCGUCUUAGCAGCAGGCAUAAAGGACGCCACCAUUUAGGGUGCGAAUGCGUUUGCACCCUUACUCUAGGGUUUUAAGCUUGGUAUAAAUACUAACCUUGCAUCUGCCAAAUCCCCUUGAGUUUAGAAUCCUCAGCGAGUCUACGGCUGCUGAAAUCGCCGGCGACUAGGUUCAUCAAUCAAUCGUCGGAAUCUGCAGUUACUUGUCUCGUUGAGAAGAAAAUCAGAUGGGGCACUCGAACGUGUGGAGCUCGCAUCCGAAGAACUAUGGUCCUGGAUCUCGUGCCUGCCGCGUAUGUGGGAACCCUCAUGGGUUGAUCAGAAAGUAUGGACUUAUGUGUUGCAGACAGUGCUUCCGUAGCAAUGCCAAGGAAAUUGGGUUCAUUAAGUACCGCUAAAAGAUCUAUUAUAUGUUCCGCAAGACAAAUUUCCCACAGUAUGAGGCAUUGAUGAUGUUAGUUCUUCUGCAGUAAGUUUAUGAUGUUGCUCUUGGCUUCCCCUUCCCUUCGUGAUGGGGGCUGUGGACCUUUUCCUUCUGUACCUUUUUUUUUUUUACCUCAUUUUGGUUAGUGUUCAUCACUGAUUGUUGAAACUGAGCAUUUUGUGGCAUCAUCUAUCUUAAAUGCAAUCAUUUAUCUGAAUUGUUGUCA